AUGGGAGUUAAAUUUCUUGACAUUGUGAAGCCAUUCUGCGCUAUACUGCCUGAGAUUGCGCGACCAGAGAGAAAGAUCCAAUUCCGUGAACGAGUACUAUGGACAGGAAUAACGCUUAUGAUUUUUUUAUUUUGCUGCCAAAUACCUCUUUUUGGUAUACUGUCUUCGGAGUCCGCUGACCCUCUUUACUGGUUGCGUGUGAUAUCUGCAUCUAACAAGGGUACUUUAAUGGAACUGGGUAUUUCUCCUAUCAUCACCUCUGGCUUGAUUAUGCAGUUACUUGCCGGGAUUCAGAUACUAACAGUAGGAGAUGCACCUAAAGAUAGAGCACUUUUUAAUGGUGCUCAAAAGCUUUUUGGCAUGGUUAUAACUAUUGGCCAGGCGUCUGUCUACGUUAUGUCCGGCAUCUAUGGCUCUCCAAGCGAUCUGGGUGCUGGAAUCUGUUUGCUUAUUAUCUUUCAGUUGACGUUCGCAGGGCUUCUAGUACUUAUGUUGGAUGAAUUGUUGCAAAAGGGAUAUGGCCUCGGAUCUGGAAUUUCUUUGUUCAUUGCUACAAAUAUUUGUGAAACAAUUGUUUGGAAAGCAUUUAGUCCCACAACGAUCAAUACUGGAAGGGGCACGGAGUUUGAGGGUGCCAUUAUUUCCCUCUUUCAUCUCCUGGCCACCAGAACUGACAAAGUUAGGGCUCUCAGAGAAGCUUUUUACCGACAAAAUUUACCCAAUCUAAUGAAUAUAUUAGCUACCGUUUUGGUAUUUGCUAUUGUAAUAUAUUUCCAAAGCUUCCGGGUGGAUAUUGCUGUCCGAGCCAUCCGUUAUAGAGGCCAGUCAACUUCGUAUCCGAUAAAGCUAUUCUACACUAGUAAUGCACCUAUAAUGCUUCAAAGUGCACUCGUUUCCAACCUUUAUGUUAUCUCACAAAUGUUAGCAAGCAAGUUUCGUGGAAGUUUCUUAAUCAAUCUCUUGGGCAUAUGGUCAGAUGGUGAGGGAGGGUCUAGAUCGGUUCCUAUUGGUGGUCUCUGCUACUUUAUGACUCCACCCGAAUCCUUUUCUCACAUGCUUAUGGAUCCCAUUCAUGGAAUAAUAUAUAUUGCUUUUAUGCUGGGCAGUUGUGCAUUCUUCAGCAAAAUCUGGAUUGACGUGUCUAAUUCAAGUGCUAAAGAUGUUGUCAAACAAUUAAAAGAGCAACAAACUUCCAUACCUGGACAUCGAGAGGGCUCUAUGAUCCAUGAACUGAACAGGCAUAUCCCAACAGCUGCAGCCCUUGGUGGGUUGUGUAUUGGAGCCCUUUCGGUCUUAGCUGAUUUCCUUGGAGCCAUCGGAAGCGGCACUGGAAUUCUUUUGGCUGUCACGACAAUAUAUCAAUACUAUGAGGUGUUUGUUCGCGAGCAAAGUGAAAUGGGUGGUACCAUGAUUCGGCUCUUGCGAGUUUCCAUUUGGGAUUGUAAGAACGGCCUAAAUCGGUACUCAUUUGGCCUUCCCUCGGGCGGAAUAUGCAACAAUGCCACUUCGACCUUGAGCUGCUGGGAGUCUGCUUUGUGUAUUGUCUUGCGUCGUAUCGGCUGUGCAUUACAGUUGACCUAUAGAAAGCUUUAG
Protopolystoma xenopodis is the source of this 1593-nucleotide messenger RNA. The record is from the annotation of a GenBank genome assembly. Lineage: Eukaryota; Metazoa; Platyhelminthes; Monogenea; Polystomatidea; Polystomatidae.